AUGGCUGUGAUGGUGGAGGCUCAGGGAGAGCAGAUGGAUGAUAUUGAACACCAUGUCAUGAACGCUUCCCACUAUGUGAAGGAUGGAACCAAACAUCUGACGACUGCCAAGGGAUACCAGAGGAGCAGCAGGAAGUGGAUGUGUAUUGGAGUCAUAAUCCUGCUGCUGCUCAUUCUUGUCAUUGUCAUCCCCAUUGCCACUAGCUUCGCUAAUUCUUGA
Prunus armeniaca (apricot) is the source of this 219-nucleotide messenger RNA. The record is from the annotation of a GenBank genome assembly. Lineage: Eukaryota; Viridiplantae; Streptophyta; Magnoliopsida; Rosales; Rosaceae.